Molecule: messenger RNA, 8341 nt
Organism: Amblyraja radiata (thorny skate)
Lineage: Eukaryota; Metazoa; Chordata; Chondrichthyes; Rajiformes; Rajidae
Product: epsin-2-like
Exons: 11
Coding region: 250-2076 (608 amino acids)
Biological process (GO): endocytosis
Cellular component (GO): plasma membrane; endosome; clathrin vesicle coat
Molecular function (GO): clathrin binding; phospholipid binding
Source: RefSeq, a predicted model, not a curated record
GGGCGGGACUUGAGGUGCAGUCCGGCCGGGAUCGAGCGGGAAGGCGGUGUUGGAUUUGUGAAAAUGGUGGAAUUAUCUGCAGAGCAAAGUUGCUGAACGAACACCUGUUGGGACAAGAUGGAGCUUCAGUCGGGCUGAAACAGGGUAACGUGUUCCUGCAGAGAAAUUGCUAAAGCUGUAAAGACUUAGCAGCUGAAAGAAACCCGCAGCAGAGUGGGUGGAAGAAAACCAGACGCUAAAGCAGUCACCAUGACGUCCUCGUCCCUUCGAAGACAGAUGAAAAACAUUGUAAACAAUUAUUCUGAAGCCGAGAUAAAAGUACGGGAGGCUACGUCAAAUGAUCCCUGGGGUCCCUCGAGCUCCCUGAUGGCAGAAAUCUCCGACCUGACCUACAACGUGGUGGCAUUCUCGGAGAUUAUGAGCAUGAUCUGGAAACGCCUCAAUGACCACGGCAAAAACUGGCGUCAUGUUUACAAGGCUCUGAUGUUGAUGGACUACCUGAUCAAGACUGGCUCUGAGCGGGUAGCACAACAGUGCAAGGAAAACAUCUUUGCCAUUCAGACUCUGAAGGACUUCCAGUAUAUUGAUCGGGAUGGAAGGGAUCAGGGUGUCAAUGUGAGGGAGAAGUCGAAACAGCUCAUUGCAUUACUGAAGGACGACGAGAGGCUUCGGGUCGAGCGCAGUCACGCACUGAAGACAAAGGAACGGAUGUCGAGUGUGACGACAGGAGUCGGCAGCAAUAACCAGAUAAUGUUCGGCCGAGGCUCCAGCCACCCAAACCUCUCCACCAGCCAGUCGGAUGAGUGCGGCAAAGUGGGCGGUUCACCCGCUUCCUACCACGGCUCUACUUCACCGAAGAUCUCCUCUGAGCUGGAGCAGACGCGGCCUCAGACAAGCGGUGAAGAGGAGCUGCAGCUACAGUUGGCGUUAGCCAUGAGUCGGGAAGAAGCUGAGCAGAUUUUCAAAUGUGCCACAACAACUGGCAGUCAAUCAAGAAACACAGUGACGACCUUGGCUGCACAGGAGGAGCGCCGCCGUCGUGGAGGUGACCUCCGUCUACAGCUGGCGUUGGAAGAGAGCCGGCAGAAGCUGCAGAUGCCCGGCGGGGUCCCGCACAGAAACGAGACAGCUUUGCUGGAUCUGACAGACUCCACUCCCUCUCCCCUGACACAGAAACCGGAUCCCUGGGGGACUCCCUUCCCAUCAGCAUCCACUGCCAAACCGAACCCGUGGGCUGCCGUGUCUCGACCAGUGUCGGCCGAUCCCUGGAAGCAAAUGGCAGGUUCCAGACUGGCUGUCACUACCACCGAUCCGUGGGGAGCUUCCAGUCACCCCCCUUCAGGAGACCAGCAGACGAGAAGCACAGAUCCCUGGGCCUCAGUCGCACCAGCCUCUGACCGAGACCCCUGGGCUCCAACCUCUCCCCCAGGGCCUUCCCCCUUCCACUCCCUCAACGCGGCAGAAGCAACUGUCAUGGAUGAUUUCUCCGCGUUCAGCCAUCUCCGAGGGUCACCCAAGAAAGCAGAAGGACAGGCAGCAGGUGGCAGAUACGAUGCGCCAGGCAAUGCCAUGAUCUCGGUGCCCACGUCCGGUGACGCGGGCUGCCCCGACUCCUUCGACAUGUCCCGCAUGCCCGGUACCAUGGGCUCCAGGCUGCCCACACCCAAGCACCAGCAGAAGAAUCCCGAAUCCUUCCUGGGACCUAAUGCCUCGCUUGUCAACCUGGACACUCUGGUGACCCGCACAACGCACCCAAACAUGAGCACAAACCCUUUCCUGGUGCAGGGUGUUCCUGCAGUGGCGACUGCCAACCCGUUCCACAGCGCGCCCGCGCCCGUGCCGGUAUCCAGCUCCAUGAUGGCCGUGACCCAGACGCCGUUCGGACCCGUCAACGUGAGCGGCGGCCCCUUCUCCUCCAUGCCCGGCGUCGGGGUUCCUCCCAUGGUGACCAUGCCCACGAUGGGCAUGCCUCAAGGUGCCAGCGUUCAAGGGAUGAUGGGCCCGACCUACGUCGCCAUGCCAACCCCUCCCGCCCCGGGCCCUGCUCCCAGCUCCACCAACCCAUUCCUCUUAUGAUGGCGGUUCGGGGGGCUCCCAUCUCAGCUGAUAUUUAAGUAAUCUUUUUAUGACUGGUUAUUCCUUCCCCCCGUGCAACUGGAGAGCAAAAUAUACAGCGUCCUUCCUUAUGGAUGAAUGUGAAAGCGACACUAAGACGCAAGGAAAAUUCCCAGGAUUGUACUUGUGAUAAAUAACCCUUGUGCACCCUGAAUUGAGAACAACAUGCCUGGUUUGGCAGUACCAGAAGUAUUAUCAGUCUAUCUGUACAGGAACCUGAAGAAGCUAAACCUUGAGUUCAAACGGAGACCUACUUUGUGGGCGCUCUGGGCUAAGGACCCUAACAUGGUUCUACUCAAUUACCCUGCAUUCUUUGUCACUGGGAAGAGGUUACGUGGGGGUGGGGGAGGGGGGGAUGGAGUCUAGACGAGGCUGUCACCAAGAGGCCAACUUACCACAAGAGUUGAGGGAAGUAAAAGAUUGCGUGCCUGGUGAAUGUACCCUUAUGAUGGCAGGAGAAUCCAGCAACGUUAAAAUGGUGGGAAGCACCGUCGAGGAAGCCCGUCUGUGUAGCCCCAACUCUCUUACCCACAGCCUGUCUCCCGAGAUCCAACCCCAAGCCCUUCAGCAUUUGCUGCGUACAAUCUCCACGGACCUUUCUGCUGCACGCAGCCACUGGAUUGAAUCGGCACUCUCGUCAGUUUAAAGAGCGAGGGAAGGGGGCUUGGUUUACUCCCACAGCCAGCCGUCUGGGCACUCGGCCACUGGUGCUGUCAGUGUAAUACCAGUAUGGGCCGGUGCAUCCACAGUCCAGACCUUUACGUGGAGUGCUGUGGGCAAGCUGGUUUGUGGUGAUCAGAAGUCCCCUCUGUCCGUCAGCUUCUUGCAAGGUGUCACUUUGCUGCAGGAUGCCCGCCCCUGCAGCUCGUUUUAUUUGCCAGUACUGUGGUACUUACCCAGUCAGCGUGUCUACCCAAUGCUUCCCAUCGGGAUCCCUUUUUUGUUUAAACUUAUCCUUUUUCAAAAGAUGUUUACAUUUUGCUGUAGUCGUAUGUUUACUGAUGCGUGUGCGGUGGUGGCUCGGUUCCGGGACGGCAGUGCGGAGUGAUGGGACAUCACCAUGGUUCCCCGGCUCUCCGGCCUCAGCGUCUCUCGGCCUCGCGUGCCGGAGUGACCCGUUAUAUCAAAGACAAAAAUAAGCCGCCGUUCUCAGUCAGGACCUCUGACUUGGAGGGGGGGGGAGGGGAAGCAAUUGUGGAGCUGAAACUGAAGGGAGUCACAGAACAAAGCCUAGAACGAAUCUGGGAAUGGCCCAAGGUAACCACAGUCUGGAUGACAGAGUCGGCCUGACCGUAAUACUGCCGUGGCAAAUAAUGAGGUAUUUAGCAGCAAGUGCUCUAUCUCUAGGGGGCCUGACUGCCUCUGGGGUGCAGUCAAUAACGCCAUUCACACUGUACGUGUGUGUCCCCUACACACUUUCAGCAGUGAAUGUAAAUAGCAAUCCCUCUGUUAAACACGUUUGGGACGCGGCAAUAGUGUCUGGUGAUAGAUUGGUAAUGAAUAUAUUAAAGUUUGAAACUUGCAGGUAACACCGAUCACUCUGGAUGCAUGCUUCCAAACCAGCCAUAAAAUUCUGCACCUUUCUGGCUGGCUGGCUUCCAGUACAGGCCCACCACCGAUUUGUUGGCCCCAUCCCCCUGGUUCCAGUGCCUUUCUGGAUUAUCUGUUUUGUUGGACCAACAGAAGUCACAGCCUCUGAGCAGAAUCGAACGGUACCGGAACGGUCCACCCAGCCGCCCGGGGGCCGAGAUACCGGCCCACAAAGUCGACCUCGGAAGUUGGCUAGGGCAACGGAUCUGCCGGCUCUGUCCGCGUCGGAGUUCCAGAGCCUCGGCCACAGGGGUCAAAUUUGACCCGCCGAUCGGCCGCGGAAGACUCGGUGAGGUCGAGAUCGGCCGCCUCACCUGCCCUGGGCGCCACAUUUUCAUAGGGCUUUAAGUGGGCACUGUACAAGAUAUUUUAAGUGUGCACUCGUAAUUCUGUCCGGAUUAAAGGAGGUGCCGGACCAGCAGUUAGUUGCUGGAAAAUCAGUGGUGGGCCUUGUCGGUAACGGACAGGUGCUUCACUGGAAAUGUAGAGCCUUGGGACUGGUGAAGAGAAGAGAUGAGAUGAGAGGUGGUCGUGAUGGGUGGGACAUAUUCGCUCCACUACUUAGCAGUGAGAAAGUCCCUGACUGUAAUAUGGGUGAAACCCACUCCACUGGUCUCCAUGAGGGGGGAGUACAGGAGUAUCAAGGUGCUAGAUUAACUCUUGAAGCAAGUAAUUAACCUUUUAUACACUACAGUCAGAUUCAGCGGCUCUCCCCAUAAUAGGUUUAAUUAGGAAUUUUCUUACUGAAAUGUCCAGGUCGAACAACAUUACUGACAUUUUGUCUUUGGUUUGAGUCUCAGUAAGUGAGAAAUGUUGGACUUCCUUCCAUUGCCUUUUCUCCCACCUCGGCUGCUCAGUUGACACCUUUCCCUAGGUGUAUUACAAACAAAUUCAGAAGACGACAAACUGGAGAUUUUUUUUUAAACCCUGCAUUACUCUUCCAUUAUUUGACCAUUACUGGUCAAGAUGAGGUUAACAGACCUUUAUCCACCUAUAAGAAACGUUUUGAUAAGAAAAUUAUAAUGUCAUGUUAAAAAGUACAUUUUUAUUAGUGGGAUGCAUUAGUGUGGGAUAGACAAAAUAGAAAUUGCUUUCAUUUCUAUCCACUGCCUCAGAAGAUGUCUUCCAAAGUAUUAUUUACUGUCAGUAUACAGUACCCAGCACAGUAUUAAUGAGUUAUUUACAGUAAUGCUCGGCAGAAUCAACAGUCUUUGUAUUAAGACACAGUAUUAAGAGUCACUGCAUUAUAGUAACCCACUUCAGUAUUAAUGGGUUGCUAUGCACACUCACACAGCAACAACCUACAAUAUUAAUACAAUUCUGCAUUAAUAUUACCCUUUUUUUUUUUUAAAUCUAUGGGAGCGUUACCAAACUUGUUUUUAAACCAAAUCAUUGAGAUUACGGCAGGUGACCAAGGUGGAAGCUCCUUGUAUAUGUCCUAUCCACGGGAUUAAUCCCUUUAAGAUAUAAUUAUCUGCAAUAUUAACUGUACAAACAGAAUGGUGGGUGCCUUCAGAUAUGAACUAUGGGCAAGUGGGUACUUGGCGGUCAGUGUUUUGGGCCCUGUAGCCUAGUUCUUUGUAUUGAUGAUGUACAGUGACUGCCAACACCAUGAUCAAGAAAGCUUGCUGCAGGAUGGACAGUCUAACUAAAACUGGACAAUAAUUACAGCACAAAAUACUUUUAAGUCGACAGAUUGCAGUUUGUAUUUUAAAAGUUUAUUAUUGGAGAUGUAUUCUUGUCUUAAUGCUGCGACCCACACUGCAUUUCUUUACAAAUGCUUCUGUGAGCAUGUUUACAGUGUACACAGCUGUGGUGGCAUCCUUGUUUUAGUCAUCCCCAGUAUUGUCCUGUUCUUCAGUCCGUGACUCAUCUCAGUGAUACAGCGUGCAGCUCACACCACCAGUUUGGAGCUAUUUUAACAAAUAAUUCAGAUUGGAUAAUCUAUCCUCCUAGUUUCCAUUCCUAAGAUCAAUCAGGCUUCCAGCUUUACGAAGGAAGAUUCAUAUCCAACAUUUCAUCUAUAUUUUCUAAUCAUGAGAUUACUGGAGCAUGCCAUUCAAAGAUGUUUCCUCUAAAAAUGCUGAGGCUCUGGAGGAUGCCAUGGUUAAAGAUAUUGAUGUCACCUCUCAUUUGGCAUUGAUUAGCAAAUUCAGACAAAUGUUACAAGAAAAUUAUCUUGCUGGUGGCUUGAGUGUAGGGUCAAGAUUUGGUUGGGUUGAAGCAAUAAUUUUACCCCAUGUCUAAUUCGUACUGCCUCGGCAAAAUACAGGAGCUUUACUUUCAAUCCUACCAAUGUUCGGUGGAACAGCAAAGGAGUUUUACUCUGUCCUAUCAAACUUUCCCAGAGCAGGUGGGCAGCACAGAAGAGAAACUGUUUUUUUUUAAUGUAUGCUUCCCCUGCCUCGGGAACAUUUUGGUGGGCAGUUCAUUGGGAGCUCUAUUUCUGUGUCUAAUCUGUACCAGAUAUGCUCUUGAAACUAAACACACAUCUGUGCCUGAAAUUGUGGUUUGCAGCACUGCUGAAAUUGUGGUUUGCAGCACAAGUGCAAGGUUCAGUAAAAAUCAAAACGGAGAUUGGGAGUAUUGGCGCCGUUGUACAUGAGGUGUCUAUGUGUGGUUUUCAGAGUCAUUGAAAGAUGCGGCGCGGAAUUGAGCUGUUGGCAAAUGGUGAAAGUGAAAUUUUGGAAGAUUCACGAUUCAUAGCAAAGACUAACGUUUGUAGUCUUAUUCCAAACUAAAAACCGCUGCAUGCCCGAGUCUAAAAUCGUGUGUAGCACAUGUGUUUUUUUUUACAAGUCCUCUCUCAUCCUUUAGGGUUUCCACUCUGUUCACAUGUGGGCCACAGCAUCUCUCUUUAGAAGCAUGGUGCUGUUUUUAUACCAUAAUAUCAAGCAGUAAAACUCAUUAUCUGAUCGCUGUCAUUCCUCUUGAGUCUGGAGAGCACAUGGCACAAAUGAUACUGCAAGAAGCGUGAGACCAGACACAGGUGUUUCGCAGAGUAGGGGGUUUUACUCUUUGAAAUGAGAGGACAUAACCACAUUUGACAAGAAAUGCCUGUAGAAUCUUCACAAUAAAACUCCUUUUUGUAAGAGUUUUAAUUUUUAAUGUUCGGGGGAGUUGGGAUACAGAAGCAGCCGUUGUAUCCAACAUCACCUUAGUUAACACCUGAUCACAGCUCUGACUGCUUCUUCCAAGAAGAAAGUGAACCAAAAUAUCUACUGCAAUUCUGCCUGCAAAUCAAAACCUAGGUUUAGACUACAGGCCACAGCGUUGAGCAUUCAAUUCAAUUGCUCUGACACUAUUUUAUAUAAAUGCACAAUAAGAUCUGAAAAUAAGUGGUUUCUGAUCUCCCUUCUGCAAGGACAGCACCCCCAAUGUGUUUUAUUCCUUGUGUGAUGUUGCCUGGGUCCAUGAUACUCAAGUUUCUCAAUAUAGGAAUAUUGAUAAACCCUGAAUCUGAAACUUUUGUUCUCUAUAUUUUCUUUAAGACUACUGGUUUAGAAACUGCACCUGGUAUUUUAUUUUUGUAAACAUCACAAGAUGUAAAAAGGGACCUGUGCACCUCUUGUCAAAUGCGUUACCUUUUUGAGAAUGGAAAUUUAAUUUGCCUUUGAUUCUUUGCCUGUUAAUGGCAGCUGAUAUGGUCGAAUGUGCUGCUAUAUGCUCCUCUAAAGGGCGAGUGUGAACCACCAGAGGCCCAAGGAUAUCGGUUGGACUCAAUCUCAGCUGUGUUUGCUCCGUCUUAGUCAAGCGGCUCACUGGUGAAUAUUGGCUAACUCGCAAUUUCAACCCCCUCCCUCCCUCCUCUCUGAUCCAGAGCUGCUCCUGAGAGGUGGAAAUCUCAAAUUCACAGGUGAACAGGCCCCUUUCAUUGUUAGGCAUUAAGGUAAUUAGAUGUCCAAAGAAUUGAGUUGUAGUGUAUCUUAUGCAUUAAUUUAUUCAUGAGUAUCUAAUGUAUAAAUAUUUAUCUCUAUAGUAAUUGGGGUGCAAGAAUCAAUACUAAAUACAGGACACAGUUCAACUUUUUCUAAAUGAGCUGGCUCUAAAUCCAUACCCUCUGACUGGAAUUGUAGGAAUCUGCUUCUGCUUCAGCCCCACAAUAUUUAGAUGAUUCUGUCGGUAUUUUUCAUUUUGGAAGGAUUGUUGUAACAUUAUAACGGCAUAGUUAAUGUUUUAGCACUCUUGCCUCGUUUGAUCUGAUAUCUCCGGACUCUGGCAGUGUUGAUACUGAUCCCUGUUGCUCGAGCUCGACCGACAGGAGAGCCCAGUUAUCAUGUGGUUAGACAUCACGGGGGGGCGUGGCGUCAAUGUGCUGUUCAGUUCCGGGACUUGUAUUUUAUCUACAUUGUCCAUCUGCCGAUCGUCUGUCUGUCUGUGUGACAUGCAAAGUUAGACACAAACUGCUAGAAUGUACAAGUGACAUUUUCUGGUUUUUAAACUCACUUUGGCUCCUAGCCAGCCUGUUUCGCUGGUUACUUGUGCAGGAAACUCAAUCUAAGAGACUGACGUGGGCUCCUGCAUUUUAGUUAGUCUGAAAUCACCUUUUACUGUAGAUAUCCAGUUUUGUUUAAAUAUUUAAAGUAUUUGCCAGAUUAACUGUACUAGCAAAAUAAAUGUGAACCUGUUAUGUUCA